This is a messenger RNA of Bufo bufo (common toad), 498 nucleotides long. RefSeq names its product REST corepressor 1-like. Gene Ontology annotation, cellular component: transcription regulator complex; histone deacetylase complex. Gene Ontology annotation, biological process: negative regulation of DNA-templated transcription; regulation of transcription by RNA polymerase II. The coding region runs from base 1 to 498 and encodes 165 amino acids. Gene Ontology annotation, molecular function: transcription corepressor activity. The record is from RefSeq and is a predicted model, not a curated record. The transcript has 7 exons. Lineage: Eukaryota; Metazoa; Chordata; Amphibia; Anura; Bufonidae.
AUGAUGAAGCUCCCAGAAGUGGGAAAACACGACGACCGUGAGGAUCUCGGUGCCUUGAUGUGGUCUCCUAAUAAAGAUCUAACAGAGGCCAAAUUGGAUGAAUACAUAACGAGUGCCAAAGCGCUUUAUGGCUAUGAUGAGGUGCAGGCGCUCGGCUGGCUCCUGGUGCACGAGCACGACAUGGAAGCAGCCCUGGCGGACAUGCCAAACUUCACUCCUUCGGCUGAAGAGUGGACAGAGGAGGACAAGUCCUUGUUUGAGAAGGCUUUUGACAUCCAUGGAAAGUCCUUCAAAGAUUUUCAGAAAAUGCUUCCUCAUAAAUCUUGCGGCAGCAUUGUCAAAUUCUACUACGACUGGAAGAAGACGUCUGGGAAGGGUCACCAUGCCCGAAAGCGUAAGCACAGUGCUGCUCAGACGGAUAACACCAGGUCUGACCCAAUACCCACAGCGAGCCAUCAGCAUGCUGGGAAAAAGCGGAGGAAAUUGAAUCACCGUUAG